CAACAACAACAACAAAAACAGUGGGAGGGGAAAAACUGUUGGAAAAAGUAAUCAUCGUUGCAAUUGUUUCACAUUUUUCACAGGGCGGCGCAGAGGGGAAGACGAAUGCCGGCUUUGAUGAUGACGACUGAGGUGAGAUGGAAGUCCUUUUUGGGCCACCCACUUCUACUUCUACUUCUACUCAUCAUCGGGAUGCCUGUAGUCGACAUUUUCCCGCUUCCCAAUUUUCCUUUUCUUAUGACUAAUGGCUAGCAACUGAAAUCGAAUUGUGGGUCUCGAUUGGAGCUUCAACGAGCUUAAAGAGUUGUAGAAUCUGAGAGCAACCCUUAGCAACCCCAUUUUCCUGGUAUUUUUCUACAUUUUUAAUAAUACACCCGAACGCAGUCACUUCAAAAAAGGCGGAAAACUCGAGAAAAACGGGAAUAUAUUUAAGCCCGCUUGAACAUGAAAAGCCAGACGAGUUUAAGGAGGAUGAGCUGCGGUUCUGCGGACAUCGUCCGCUGAAACAAAAGCGAAAUUGUCAACUCCUGACGAAAAGGAAAGGGAAACGCAUGUCAAAAUUUGCGUGGGUUGUCCGCGGACAAUGGCAAAUUUUUCCGAAAGAAGGAUGCAUCGAUGGGGAAAAGGGAGUUUCUGCGAAAAGGGAUGAAAAAUCCACAAUUAGGGAUUUCAAGGGCGGUUGCGUUCGCAAAAAAAUUGCGGCUUAACUGGAGAUAAAAAGGGCGGAAGCAUUGAGCAAACUAAUAAUAAUAUUUGAAGCUAAUCGAAAAUAUUCCAAGGAUGGUAAACAAAAUCAUAGCUUUUUAAGGGCUUACUUUACUUUUGCUUUUAUUGUCAAAAAAUCAGAAUUAAAAAAAAAGGGAUUAAAAUAGCUUACAAAAAUGAAGUUUGGCAAAACGCUUGAUACUUUGAUGGUUCCCGAAUGGCGGUAUCAGUACAUGAACUACAAUGAGCUGAAGGCCAUGAUAAAGAACGCUGUGGAAAGAGCACCCGAUGGAAGUCAGUCAAAUAAUGCUGUUCUAAUUGCUUACUACUCGGAUUUCAAGAAACUCUUUUUCCAAACCUGCAACAGGGAACUGACCAAAGUAAACGACUUUUUUGCCCACAAACAGGCUGAGGGGCAUCGCAAGUUGGCCACUCUGAAUUUCCAGCUAUCACUUGUGACCCGUCGACGUAAUCAACAGGAUUCAGGAUCUUUGACUUCUAAGGAAUCCACAACUUCAAGAGCUCGCCGGCCGGAGGAUAACCGCAAAAUGCCGUCGAUCAAAAAACUCCGUCUUGCCAUGAGCGAGUUUUACCUUAGCCUCAUAAUGCUGCAACAUUACCAAACACUAAACAUAACUGCUUUUCGCAAAAUCUGCAAGAAGUACGACAAGAAUUUAAAGUCAGAAUCCGGAUUUGAUUGGUAUGAGCGUUUUGUAGAGAGAGCACCUUUUGCCAGUAACACUCAACUGGAUCGGAUGAUAGUGACAGUAGAGGAUCUAUAUACUAUUUAUCUGGCCAAUGGAGAUCGAUCAGCAGCGAUGACAAAGUUGAGAGUGCCGCCUUUGGGUCAGCCAACUGCACCAAUUCACGUUUUUUGUGCAGGACUCUUUUUGGGUCUCUUUUUCGUUGGUGCAAUAUUUUGUCUGAUUUUAUAUUUCACCCUAAACCAGACCCCAGAAUUUCGUUACACAUUUGCUCGACUUUAUAGAGGACCCAUUUCAAGCGUGACUUUUGUCUGCUUGUUGGCUCUUAAUAUAAAAAUCUACGAAAAAGUGGGAAUCGAUCAUGUCUUGAUAUUCGAAGUGGAGCGAAGAAAUGCCAUGGGUGCAAUAAGAUCCUUGGAAGUAACCAGCUUCUUGGGAUAUUUGUGCACUUUGAGCAUUUUGCUAUAUUUGCUUCAUGACGAUUUCUCUAUAAGUGAACCAUAUUAUAUUCCUCUGGCUCAGUGUGUAAUUGUGCUUGUCCUCUUCCUCAACCCAAUACACAUUUUGAUGUAUUCCUCGAGAAUCUGGUUAAUGGCUACUAUAGGAAGAAUCCUUUUGACCCCGUUGUUCUUUGUGAAUUUCGUGGACUUCUGGCUGGCAGAUCAGUGGACCUCGCUGACAAUCACAUUGGUGGAUCACUAUUACCUUAGCCGAUUUUAUGUGAAAUAUCUUUUGGGUCGAACUGAUGCCUUUGAGUUCGAGCCUGAUUAUGUAGUUCCUGUCAUUCGGUGUUUGCCUGCGUGGAUACGACUUUGCCAGAGUUUUAGGCGAUUUAGAGACAGUGGAUCGAAGUCAACGGAUUAUUUGAUCAAUGCAUUAAAGUACUUUCUGAUCAUUGCGGAAGUAGUCAUUCACACAAUCAAAAUGAAAACAAAUUCAAAGUACGAUAAUAUUUUUGAAAAUUCCUGGACUUGGGCUUGUUUAACGAUAUGCAUUGUCUCUUCAAUUUACUCCCUAUUUUGGGAUGUGCUAAUGGAUUUUGGUUUGUUUAGAGUUUGGAAAGGCAAGAAAAUGUUUUUGCGCGAAAAUCUAGUUUAUCCAAAGUGGUUCUACUUCUUUGUGAUUGUGGAAAAUACACUCCUACGAUUUACCUGGAUCUUGGAAUUGGUUUUGGUUUAUCAGGGGUUAAUAACUCCUCAUAAUGGCCAAACAAUAAUUUGUUUUUGCGAGAUAUUACGACGCUUCUUUUGGAAUUUAUUACGCCUGGAGAAUGAGCAUCUAUAUAAUUGUGGACAGUUCAGGGCUACAAGGGAUAUAUUUAUAACCAGAUUGGAUCCACAAGAGGAGAGGUUCUUGGAGGAUAUGAUGGAUGAUCGGGAAUUAAGAAAGGAAAGGCUAAAUAAGAAAUAUUUCUAAAAUGCAUUUUUACAUUCUAAAGGAAUUGUGUUUUUCUUAAAUAGAAAUAUACUCUUUAAUAUUGAUUUAAAUUAAAAUAUCAAAAGGUGUUUUCUGAAUUGUAUGCCUAUUUUGAACACAUUUUACCAUCAAGUGGAAAGUUCUGGACACCCACUUCUCCACCUGCGAAUGUCUUUAUUGAAUUGGCCACAACUCCUUUCCCAACUUCUCGCUCCGCUUCGUUUGCCAACAAUUGACAGUCAAUGAAGCGCUAACACCAGACCUAAACUCCGGUUGCCAAGGAUGUGCUCACCCUUUGCACUCCUGCCACACAAAUUGAAUAAAAUUAAUCUCACAUUUACGAAAUUAAAACCACAAAUGGAAUUAUAAAUUCAGGACAGAGGAGCAGACCAUGUGGAAAAAACCAAGCCCGCAGGACAACAAAAGUUAAGCCAGACGAGGCUGAGGACAACAAGGACUUGACAAUUUGCCAGUGGCCGAGUGCAGUUUAGCUGGAGCAGCGAGGAAGCAGGCAGGACAGGAUGUCCUGGGGGAUUGCGAAGGCUCCUUGUUCAUGGUCACGCAUAAAUGCAUG
This is a messenger RNA of Drosophila ficusphila, 3399 nucleotides long. Its product is annotated as xenotropic and polytropic retrovirus receptor 1. The record is from RefSeq and is a predicted model, not a curated record. Gene Ontology annotation, cellular component: plasma membrane; Golgi apparatus; cytoplasm. Lineage: Eukaryota; Metazoa; Arthropoda; Insecta; Diptera; Drosophilidae. The coding region runs from base 882 to 2825 and encodes 647 amino acids. The transcript has 6 exons. Gene Ontology annotation, molecular function: inositol hexakisphosphate binding. Gene Ontology annotation, biological process: cellular response to phosphate starvation; phosphate ion transport.